CGACGCAGAAGAGCCUCGGCCGAAGCUGCUGCUGCUGCUGCCAGAGAACCACAUACAUAACCUAACCCAGCUAUUAUACACACACACACAUUCACACACAGGCUAGAGUAGCUGCGAGCAUCAGUGCGAGGUUCACACAUAUUAAACACAACCUCAGACCUUCUCUGGAGUCUUCACCAGAGCCGGGGAAGCGAUGUAAAGCCUAAAACAGAGGACGAGAAUAGAAAGAGGAGAGAGAGAGAGACAGCGGAGGAACCGCUAACCGCGCCUGCUGCUCCUGCUCAGUAGUCAGCCAUGCCGCUGGUAAAGAGGAGUAUAGAGCCCAGGCACCUGUGCAGGGGGGCGCUGCCCGAUGGAGUCACCAGUGAGCUUGAGUGCGUCACCAACAGCACCCUAGCCGCCAUCAUCAAACAGCUCGGCAGCCUCAGUCGUCAUGCGGAGGACAUCUUUGGAGAGCUGUUUAAAGAAGCCAACAGCUUCUACCUGAGGAUGAACCACCUCCAGGAGCGUGUGGACCUGCUGGCUGUUAAAGUGACCCAGCUGGACUCCACUGUGGAGGAGGUUUCUCUGCAGGACAUCAACAUGAGGAAGGCGUUCAAAAGCUCCACCACUCAGGAUCAGCAGGUGGUGUCUCGAGCCUCCAUUCCCAACCCUGUGAUGGAGAUUUACCAUCAUGGAGACAAGCCCCCUCCACUCAAUAUCCUGUCCCCUUACAGAGAUGACAAGAAGGAUGCGCUGAAGUUUUACACAGACCCCUCCUACUUCUUCAAUCUGUGGAAAGAGAAAAUGCUGCAAGCCACAGAGGACAAGAGGAAAGAGAAGAGACGACAGAAGACAAGCGCUCCAGCCCAGGCUCACAUGGCCCAGUCUAAGUCCAGGCAGGUCCAUCCCAGAAGCCCCCUCUGCUCUGCUGAGCAGCAGAAGCAGGUGGAGGACCCAAGUCGGGAGGUUAAGAAGGUCCGGAAGGCUCGGAAUCGCAGGCAGGAGUGGAACGUUUUGGCAUAUGAUAAAGAGUUCCGCCCCGAUGCCAGAUUCACGCCGUCUCCGUACCACGGCAUGUCCUCGGAGGGUUCACUAUCACCCGACAGCAGGUCAGUGGCGUCAGACAUGGGGGAUCACUCGUAUCCAGGCAGCCCGAGCCGCCCGGCUCAGCAGACGGCUCCCACCAGUGCUUACUCCAGCAGCGAGGGUAAAGAGCUCCUCCUGGCCCCGACACAGGGUCAGACUCCGAGCCUGGAGCAGGGCUACCGGCCCUCAGCCGCACAUUCCACUCCAGCGGGCAGACAGACACUGUCCAGGGGUCAGACAGUACACGGCCCCACAACCACAGACCCGGCCCUCAACGGACCUCGCCCAGCACAGGCCAAAGACUACAGUGUUCAACAAGCCCAGCACCCAGAGUACUUCAUCCCCCCUGCCCCUCCUCCACCCCCUCCCCUCAUCCCUUCGGCUCAGACAGCUUUCGACAGCCCGUCAGCCCCCUCACUGCCCCCCAGUGCCGUGGCUUCACUAUCCCGCUCCUACAGCCCCUCACCUCCCACCCCUGCCCUGCCAGCUUCAUAUACUCCUUCCCCGGCUCACCCACCACCUGCAGCCCCGCCACCACCCCCACCGGGGCCCCCCACACACCCGCACCCACACGCACAUCCUCACGCACAUGCCCAGCCCCAGGCACCGGCCGAAGCAGCGGCCCCCAGGAAGGGGCAGGUACCCAUGAUCCCCAUGAGCGAUGCCCGCAGCGACCUGCUCGCCGCUAUCCGACGAGGUAUACAGUUGAGGAAAGUGCAGGAGCAGAGAGAGCUGGAGGCUAAAAAGGAGCCUGUGGGCAAUGAUGUGGCCACCAUCCUGUCCCGCCGCAUCGCUGUAGAGUACAGCGAAUCAGACGAGGACUCCGAGCUGGAUGAGAACGAGUGGUCUGACUGAAGCAGAGGAGAGAGCGUGACGGACCAGCAGAGCAGAGAACAAAAGAAGAAGAGAAACUAAAGAGAGAGAGAGAGGACGAGAGGAGAGGUUUUCAGGACAGCGUAAUAGAUGUAGCAGAUGAAAGCUAUAAACUAUAUAUAACCAUGGUGUGUACAGUCCAUCACCUGUCAUUCAGAGAGUUAUGGAACUUCCAUAAUGUUUUCAGUAUUUUAAAGAUGAAGUACUGUAAGAAGGUGUAUAGUUAUCUAAUGCUGGUGUUCAGCAGAUUGCCAGGUUUUCAGGAGACGCACACAAGUCGGCACAAACUAAAAAAUAAGAGACACACACAAGGAGUGAUAAUAAUUAUCUUAGAACUCGUCAAUCAGUUACGUUUCACACAAUUUCACAAAUUUCGCAACUCAUAGUACAUUAACAAUAAUGUACAGUAGAGUCGACCAGUGUACCGCUGUUUCAGAGCUGUGCACAUUUAAAUAAUAUAGUUAAGAGAGUUUACAAUAUUGUAUUAUUACAGUUUUAUAAUUACCAUGAUCAAUAACUUCCAUUUCAUUAACCUCAUUGUAGGGGAGAGAGGGGCACAUCUAUUUUUUUAUAAUAUUUAAGCAAGAUUUAUCACUACUAUGAAUAGAAAUAUUAACUUUUUUCCAUCACCAACACCAAUUUUUAAACAGUUUAGCACUAUGAGGCAUGCAUGCAAACUUUAUAGCUAACCAUAUAGGCUGGAUUAAUUAUAACAGAAUUAAGGGCUAGUUAUUAUAAUAGCUAAAAAGUCAGGGAAGUUAAUAAAAGCACUGGUAAUUCAGUAUAAUUAUGUAUUGCUUAAAUCAAGCAAACUUUAUGAACCUAAGUACCAAAAGAAAUCUGCAUCAGAAUAAAUAUAAUUAGUGAAAAAAUAUUUUUGACCCAAAAGCAGAACAGCAAAUAUUAGCACAAUAAAACUGAAAAUAUUUCAUUUACAGGACAUUUCUGUGAAUCUGCAUGAAAUAUUAAUUAAUUGUGUAUAUGAUUAAGAAUAUGGACUCUCCCAUUGUUUUAACAGUGUUGAAUCUUUAGAAUGAACUUGACUUUCAUUAAAACUGUUACCAUUUUGAAGACAUAACGUUUUGAUAAUAAGAAAUGACAAAAAUGAUAAUAUGCUUCGAAAUAGUGAUAUUAUAGCCAACAAGAGGGAGCUUGAAAUAAUGUCAAAAUAAUUACAAGAUUGGAAAUAGGAGAUCACCGGUUUGAAUCCUGUUCAUGCGGCUUGCCAUCGGCUACCGGAGCCCUGAGAAAGCAGAAUUGGCUUUGCUCUCUCUGGGUGGGUAGAUGGUGCUCUCUCCCCACAUCACUCCAAAGGGUGAUGUCGAUCAGCACAAGUCGUCUGUGAGCUGAUGUAUCGGCAGCAGCAGUUUAAAAAAAGAGAUGGUGGCUGACUUCAUGUAUCGGAGGAGGCAUGUGCUAGUCUUUAUCCUCCUGGUGUGUUGGGGCAUCACUAAUGAUAGUGGGAGUCCUAAUGAGUGGGUUAGGUAAUUAGCUGUGUAAAUCAGGGAGCAUAAAAAUGGGAUAAAACUUAGAAAUAAAAUUACAAGAUGCAUUUUGAUUAAAAUAACAACUUGUACUGUCUAAAAACAGGAAAAAAACAUGUAGAAAACAUUGAUGUACUAAAACAAAAUGACCAAAAAAGCAUGUUCUCCUACACGCACCUGUUUAACCGGUAUAGAAAAUCUGUUGCUGUUUUCCCCCUGUUUGAGUUUGUGCCUCACUCUCUCCUGCUGUAUGAAAGAGAUCAGAGCUGCAGGAAGUUUACAGUGGAAAUCUCUCUAAUUGGAAAGAAGUCUCUUAGGCUCUGUCACAGCUUACACUGCUGUGAGUCUCCAGCAGUAACGCUGCCCACGGCCCAUGACUCUUUUACAAUCAGUCACGCUCCGUGUGUCGCUGCCGUCUGCUCAGUUCACAGCUCCUCACCCUCACUGUCAUUCUCUCCAUCGCUCUUCCUCGCUCCAUCUCGUCAGUCUCAUCCGUUUUUAUUUUUUUCUGCUGGGUCUGUGUGAGUUUCUCUCUCCUCUCCCACGUGAACAGAUGUGUGACAUCAGCACCGGUGGUGAGAAGGAGCCGCUGGCUGCUGGUCGUCACUGAGAUGUGACCCAGGACUUGUGGAGUUCUAACAACCAGUGUAUAAAGAAGUGUGUUACAGGCUGAAAGCUGUUCAAAAGAACACACACACACACACACACACAAACAAACACACACUGUACUUUUCCAUCAAGAACUAAGUUACAGUUUCUUUUUUUUUUAUUAUUAACUUUUUUUUUACCCUUUUUAAGUGGAAGUCUUACCAAAAACUUGAGCUGCUUAAAUAAUGUAUUUCUGCCCUCGAAUGCGUUCUUUCAUAGCAACUGUUGCCAGGUCAGCCAAGCUUUACUUAGCACUGGAGGAAAAAAAAUGUAUAUCUUAACAUGAAAUUACAGUAGUAUUAUACUCAAUAGUAAUUAUGUAUUUUUGUCAAAAUAUUUAAAAAAAGGAUUUGUGUUGGUCAGAGUUUGCACAGAUCUCUGGUACAGAUCAGUUAAUGAGUUUGUUUACUAGGAAGCGUUUUCUCCCUAUGUUUGGUUUGUUUUCACACUGACAUAAACCAAAACACACCAAAAUGCGCACUAGUAAACCAUGUGAGGACAUUGUCUCCUCUGAUUGGUCAGAGCUGUCUCGCGCUGGAGCAAGAAAGUAAAUAAAGUGAGAAGAUUCUGUGUUCCAGUGUGUUUAUCUGUGCAGUUAUCUGUGCAGUUUAAAGAUGCUUUAACACAGAGAAUGCUAAAAAUUUCAAGCUGCGCUUUCAAACACAGCGUUUGUUCAUAGCUGUGAUAAUUAUUAGCAUUAUCUGGCUAAUAUAUCAGAUUAAACUGCAUCUUAUCAGCAGGUUAGCUCAUAUAAAAGUAGUAUAUUUGAUAGCUGGGUACAAACAAACCAAAAAAGUUCAUUUUAACCGAACUAAAUAGUGCUGGUGUAAAAACACCUUUAGAUACAUAUUUAAGUUAUGAACUUCGUUUAGCAAUGGCAACAUAAUUAAGCUCAAUAGCUUAACAUAAAGAGACCACUUCAGUUUCUGAAAAAGCUUCUCUGAUUUUGCUAUUUAUAGGUAUAUGUUUAAGUAAAAUGUUGUUGUUUUAUUCUAUAAACUACAGACAACAUUUCUCCCGAAUUCCAUAGAAAAAUAUUGUUAUUUAGAGCAUUUUUUUUUUUGCAGAAAAUGAGAAAUGGCUGGAAAAAAAAAAAUAUGCAGAGCUUUCAGACCUCAAAUAAUGCAAAAAUUCAUAUUCAUAAAGUUUUAAGAGUUCAGAAAUCAAUAUUUGGUGGAAUAACCCUGCUUUUUAAUAAAAGUUUUCAUGCAUUUUGGCAUGUUCUCCUCCACCAGUCUUACACACUGCUUUUGGAUAACUUUAUGCCACUCCUGGUGCAACAAUUCAAACAGUUCAGCUUGGUUUAAGCUUCUUUCUCUUGAUUAUAUUCAAGAGUUUUUUAAUUUUGUAAAAUCAAAGAGUGGUCUCUUAAUUUUUUCCAGAGCUGUAUAUUCUAUACAUACCAGUCUUAAAAGAUGUGGAAAGGUAGGUAGUUGUAGUGCGUCAUUAAAAAUGUACAAUUAUGAAGGUCCUAUUGUAGGGCAGUUACAUUUACAAAAGCAUUAAAAAGAUACAUCUGUGACAGAUCAUAGAGAUACUCAAAUUUCAGAGAAUGCUGCAACAACAAGGGCUGUUCAGAAACAGCCAUAGUUCCUAGUUUCUUUUCCACACGUUUACUUAGGGUUUUUUAAGAUUAAAGACACUUUUUCAGUUUUAUAAAAGCUUCUGAAUUCAAUUUUCUGCUUAUAGAAAAAAACUAAUAUUGAUAUUUUCAAUUCGGUGUAUUGAAUCUCCAAGCUCUGGCAAGAUGAGAAGAAUUGAUAUUUUAAAAAAUCAAUCUGUCCACCUUUACUGUAAAACUAACAUCUAAACACAGUGUGCUUCAGUUUCUCAAUAGGUAUAAUGUUUUUUUUCCCAUCAUGCUGUACAGCUUGGCCAACUUAGCAACAGUUAUUAAGAAAGAGUGUAUAACAGGUGGAGCAUGAAUAGGUCGAUUCAGUCUGAGGUGCAACAAUGCAGAAAUGUACGUGGGCCAGUUUACUAAUGUAGAACCUCAAUAUAAAAUAUAAACUACCAAUAUGUAUCUAAAUACAUUUAGCUUAACCUUACAUUUAAUUUCAGUUUCUAUCCUUAAUGAUAUACGCCAGCGUAGGGAACGGAUAUAUUACUGAACAGUAACAACGAUCUGGAUUACACAUUAUUACGUGAUAUGCUUCCUUAUAUUUAUUUCAUGGAAUACAAUUGAAUGGAGUUUAUAAUAUUAAUUAAUCAAUGCUGAACUGGUGAUUUAGGUUUGGGUCUGUUUUGUUGCUUAUAUCUAUAGCAUUCUCAGUUUUGAGCUGCUCUAAAUACCUACAAUAGAUUUGCAGUGCUUUUAGGGAGUUAAUGCAUCUUUAAACAGGAAUUCUGUCACACUGUUAAAACUGUACACCUUUCACUGUUUUUCUGAGUAGCGUUCAGAAAAUAUAUAUACCUUCCACUGUAGGUCAUAAGGGUCCCAAUGUCUCUAGGAGCAUAAGAGAAUGGCACAAAAUCAGGCCAGGUCUGUACAGUAGCCACGUUGUACCUUAACAGGCUCGACAGGUGCAUUUCUGUAUUGACAAAUACAGUAGAAAUGCUAGAGAUUCACCCGUUUGGACUGAAGGAAGUUUGGGGUGAAUUCUAUUGCCUUUUAGUUUUUUUGUGCUCUCUUAUUGUUAUUAUUAUUAUUAUUUUUGAGAUACUAAUUUGUACAGAAUAAGAUCACUUGAAUAUUUUAGCUUUAUUUUAUUUAUUUGCUUAAUUGUGCCACUGAUAGCUGCACAAAAAAAAGAAGCAUCAACUUAAACUAAACCUUUAGCUCUAUAAAGACUCGUGUGUAUGGCCUGCAGUUUUUAUGUACAAUGUCUUGUGGUUUAAACAAUGUGUUCUUUAGAAUUUUGGUAAAACUGCUUGUAAAGUGAUUUUGCUGAUCUGAAUAACAGACAACAAACAUUCAAUGUGUCUUUAAGAAAAAGCUGUAGGCAAAUACAGUAUGCAUGUCUCGAUGGCCAAUAAAAUCCCACCUAAAGACAAACGA
This is a messenger RNA of Astyanax mexicanus (Mexican tetra), 7071 nucleotides long. Its product is annotated as WH2 domain-containing protein. NCBI's taxonomy places the organism in Eukaryota, Metazoa, Chordata, Actinopteri, Characiformes, Acestrorhamphidae. The record is from RefSeq and is a predicted model, not a curated record. The transcript is spliced from 10 exons. Gene Ontology annotation, cellular component: SCAR complex; cytoskeleton. Gene Ontology annotation, molecular function: Arp2/3 complex binding; protein kinase A regulatory subunit binding; actin binding. Gene Ontology annotation, biological process: actin cytoskeleton organization; positive regulation of Arp2/3 complex-mediated actin nucleation. Bases 295 to 1923 code for a protein of 542 amino acids.